Messenger RNA from Paramormyrops kingsleyae, 8846 nucleotides. It is a transcript of the gene ikzf5, whose product is annotated as IKAROS family zinc finger 5. Lineage: Eukaryota; Metazoa; Chordata; Actinopteri; Osteoglossiformes; Mormyridae. Gene Ontology annotation, biological process: positive regulation of transcription by RNA polymerase II. Gene Ontology annotation, cellular component: nucleus. The record is from RefSeq and is a predicted model, not a curated record. Gene Ontology annotation, molecular function: RNA polymerase II cis-regulatory region sequence-specific DNA binding; DNA-binding transcription activator activity, RNA polymerase II-specific.
UCCCGGUCAGGGUCGUGGGACAACUAAUAGGCCUACAUAUACUAUUAGGACUGUGAUAAGACAGUUCUUAAUUUACAAUUAUGCAUAUACAUGCUCAGAAAAUCAGACCAAUGAUAUGUAAUAAUAUUACAUUUUAGAGUAUUUAUCUUUUACGUUAAUAACUUAGAACUGAUUAAUAAAUCGUGAUAAUUAUAAUGUCUACAAUGCAUACAAUAGCCUACGUCUACCUGAAAAUGUAGAAAAUCAUGUAUAAAACGUAAAUAUGUUUAAGCAUAAUUAAAAUUUGUGACAUUUAUUUUGCUCCGGCUUAAUGAAGUUUGAUUAGCACACAUCAAAAUAAUAAUAAAAAAAAGACUACAGAUGUGUGGGGUGCAUCGCUGCUCUGAAAUGACCUGGGGGGCACAGUUUUCACUAGAACUAUGUCGUCCCAUUGAAUUGCCAUGAACAAAAUAUUUCUCUUAUUAUACAUUAAGAUAACACGGGUAGUCAUAUAUGGUAUAUUCGUUGUAGUAGUUUUACAGUCCUAAUUUGCAGUGGGUUAUAUCGGUGUGGCUGUACAAGGGAAAGAGGAACUAUUGUUCUCAGUACAAAGUACACGAUGGGGAUUCAUUUUACGGUCACACCAACCUUUCACCCCGGAGGGUGAGGUGUCACUGUGUCCCUCCCACCUGUAUUUUGAAGUAGUUAAUUUGUUAGCUAUCAGUAUAUUUGAAAGUCAGUGUAUUUCACUUUAGAGUCGGCUGAUUGCAGCGCGCAUUUUCUAAUAUCGCCAUGGUAUUUAAACGUUUUCUCGUUGACUGGACUACAUGGAAAAAUAUUGGAUGUCAGCGGAUCAUUCCGACUGUGUUUGUACUGCUGAUGCUCCGAGCUACCGAGGAAUGUAAACACUGAACUGCCACAAGCGGAAUAUAGGCUACCACCGCCACAGAAUGGGGGAGAAGAAGCCCGAACCGCUGGACUUCGUGAAAGACUUUCAGGAGUACCUCACGCAGCAAACCCAGCACGUCAACAUGAUCUCGGGCUCCGUCAGCGGCGACAAGGAACCCGAGCCUCUCCAAGGAGGUCUGCACACAAACCCAGUUGGGAUGCAGUCAGAGGAUGGAGAUGGCGGUGAUAGUGCCAGUGUAGAGUACAGACCUAUGUUCUGUUUACCGGCAGCCGGUACAGAGAAUGACCAGAAUGGGCUGGACCACCCGUCAGUGGAGGUGUCCCUGGAGGACAGCUCGGGCAUGCUGGUGGACGGCUUUGAGAGGACCUACGACGGCAAGCUAAAGUGUUCAAUAGGUCUUUCAUCUUAGCCUCAUCCAUGGCUGAGUUCUCAUCCACAAUGUGUUCUUGUGCAAACUUUUCCCACUAUUGAGGAAUGCAACAACAAAACAAAGUUUAAUUUACGUAAUAAGACAGCAUAGUUUUGUGUGUGAGCACACAACCGAGACAGCGAGACUAUGAUGGACUCAAAUGACUGGAGUUUCAAAAUCUCAAUAAUGAAACGGUGUACAUGUUGUGCUUAAUCAAUAUAGGCUAACCCUGGCAUGCACAAUACAUAAUUUUUUUCCUGUCAGUGCUGUUAUCCUGGAUCAAAAGAGUUACAUUGUAUCAGCUUCCAUGUGAAAUCCCCAGAGAUUAAAACUUCCUCGCCUCCUUCAACACAAUCUCUUCCUCUGAGAUGUAUAGCGGGCCGACAUGCCUCCGUGCUGCAGCCUCCAUGACCCGGCUCUCUACGGCCAGGGCGGGUACCUGCCGACCUAAGGGCUGGAAAAUUUAGCUCAUGCUGCCUUCCAGCGUAACAGAUCCCGACAAAAUGCAGACGUUGUCGGCCCUGAUCUUCUGCAUUUAAACAAGUCCGCACUGAAUGCACUUUAACGAUCGACAGUCGGUCCAAUCCACAGUAACUAAUGCACACGUGUAAACACACGUGGUGUUAGAUCUGGGUCAUCUCUUCGAUCUUCUGAUCCUGCCUGCUGUGUGAUAUUUUCUGUGAAGAACUUUGCAAAACAUUUUCUGAAAUGUGAGACAAUGGAUUUGCUAUGUCCGUGACAGUAAAGUGAUUUACAUGUGUUCAUAAUCGGAUAAUAUAUGCAAAGUGAUGUUUAAUGAUUACAUUUUAUUGUAAACUGUAUCCUUGAUUCAAGUAGAUGGGUGAGGAGUAAUUUGAGGAGAGACUGAACAUUUGUGUUACAUAAUGGCUGUUAAGAUAUUUUGUGGUUAAUUUAAUCUCUCCUUGUCACUAACUACAUGGCUUAAAGACACACUGCUGAUUGAACAUGUCUAUUUAAAGCUUUAUUGCAUCAUCUCCUCUUCUUAAACAAGAUUAAUCAUUUACAUUUCCAUGUAUGAACAUUUCAACUUCACAGGACAUUUUGUUUAUAACUGCUUAAACGUUUUGUGUCGCAUGUCAUUUGUCUUGGUUGGUUGAAGGUCCUUUGAUGUCUCUCUGGGUUUUUGUAGAAGAGCACCAUCUGUUUGUAUAUCAUAUGACCUUUUCUGUACUUGUUCCAAUACAGUACCUUCUUGUGUCCAUGUGUCGCUUUAUCUAUGCACCGUCAUACCUUAUCACCAGGAUGGAGUUCAGGCAGUUUCUGUGUUCCCCUGCCAAAGGUGGCUUUGCCAGAAAGUUUUUAUAAAAAUGACCUCCGUUUUUGGCUUUGUACAUCUGUUUCUUUGCUUCCUGUACUGACCUCUCAGCUAGCCCAUCGGAUUGAGAAAAAUGUUGCAAAAUCCCAAUCCUCGCUAAACUCUCUGAAUGUCACACUGACAAAUUAUAGUCCAUUGUCACUGAAGACUUAAUUGAAUCCUAUAUCUGUUGUAGUAGUAACUAGAGGGAAUAGUAUACUCGAUAUAAAGUCAUCUUUUCUAUCAUAAGUCAACUCCUAUUUUCUAGUCUGGUCUUUCUGACACACUGUGUGGUUUGAGGGUUACUUGCCUGAUACUGUUGAUAUGUAUUACAGUGAGAUCUCAUCCUGAUUCUGGGCUAGUAGAUAACUUCAUGGGCUCUUCUCUUGCAUUUUUCAACUCCCAAAUGUCCUUCAUGAAUUUUCUUCAGCAUUUCUCUUCUUAAUUUCAAUUGAAUGACCGUCUUGUUUCCUUUGUGAAUCCUAUCAUUACCUACUGUCAAAUAGUGUCGCAAUACCAAAAUGAUGUCAAUAUCAGAAUUAUGAAUUUCGAUUUUGAUAGUCUUCAAUAUUUUUCCUAAAAAAGGGGAAACACUCUCAGAUGUCAUUAUUGUGCUUUAUUUCAAACAAAAAUUAGUCAAAUAUGCAGAUCAGCCACCAUUUUUUCUUUUUUAAUAUUAGUGAUUCGAGCCACACUCAGGUUGAAUUAAUCAGCAAGUUUGGGUCGCUCAUGAAAUGGACCUGCACAUCACCAGGCUAUGUACGAAUGUGUAUAUUACUGCUUUGAGAGACUUUUCCAUCUCUUUGGUUUCCUUCAUGGACAUCACAGGGGCGUUAACUACUCAGCUAUCACCUGUCGGUCUUUGAAUUCCUUGAAAAGGUCUUGAUGUUUGUCUGACAUCUGGCCAGGUUUGAUUGUGUUGCUUCCCAUUGAGAGACAAACUUUAAAAGAGCGCUUGCAAACCGGUUCUGCUGUUUUAUGGGCUCGCCUUUUUUGCCGGCUUUACAGCCGAAAUAUCACUUCAGGCCCCCUCUUUGUCAGUGAAUUCAGGUUGUGAAAGAAAAAUCACGAGAAGACAGUUGAAUCAGGUAUGAUUUAUUAAGGAAUGUGCGCAGGAACCCUCUAGAAAUAUACUGAAAGAAGGCUUCAGAGCAUGGACAAUAAAUACAACUCAGAUUAAAGUAAACGGGAUCAAGGGCCAGUAGGUGCGUCAUUUGGUCAGGUAUCUAUUCGCACUCCUUUCGGGGGUGGGGGGGGGGGUGAAAAAAACUGCAUUGCAUUUGAACCCUGUGGGCUAGGUGGGCCGCUUAAAGCGUUUGAUCAGUGGGAGAUGAGAGGCAGCUCUCAUGCUUGUGAGAGCCAUAGAAACAUACAUCCGGUUUUGUUUCCACAAGGUAUUGCUUAAGCCGCUGCUUAGACGCUGAACAAUGUGAAAAAAUGCACCACUUUCUCUACUGUUACUCUCGUUUGUUUCUUGCAACGUCACCACUGUCAGCAUUGAGCUUAAAGAGACAGAUUCCUUUUAGCCAGAUCAAAUAGCAAUUUGCAUAAUAAACGUUGAUUUUUUUUCAAAAUGCUGGCAUUGUACCCUUUUCAAAACUCCAGCACCACAAUGUUUUUUUUUCUCCAGAGGUGGAAAGUUCAGGUCCAGAAAGUACAAAUCCAGACCAAGGUUUGAAUUCCUUUGUACUUUCCGGACCUGAACUGUCCACCUGUUUUUUUCCCCAAUACCAGACUGUGCAGUCCAACCAUCAAUUCAAUUCUGUAGUUCCAAAAUUCUGUCAAAUUAAGCUCAUAGUCUUGCUUUGCAUUCAGCCCUUCCCUGUGUAAUUCAUUUAAAACUCUUCAGUGUGUCAUCUUUCUCAGUCUCAGUUCACAUGGUUUUCAUUUUUCCAUCUGAAGCGGGUAAUGCUUCUGUCAUCAUGUCCACAAAUGCCAUCUGCUCUUUCUCUGUCCUUGAAUUCUCAGUCGCUUUUGGGUCAAGUGCUCAAGAAAAGAGUGUCUGCAGUAUACAUCAUCUUUCCUUGUAUAUACUGCACCUUCAGCCAGUAAUGUUGGAGCUCGAUCAGCAUAUUUGGAAUUCUCAGUAGGACAAUAAUUUUGUGGAUUUUGGAAUCGUGAAAUGAAAGGUUUGUGAACAGAUAACGCAGUGAUUUCCUGACCUGAAACAAACUGGUGCAAUCUUUUACAAUCACAGAUAAUGCUGAACAGCUCUACUUUUCCUUUUGUGUAUAUCGGGUUUCAGUGUCUGACAUGGAUCGAAAUGCAUGCGCCACUGGCCUUCAGGUAUCUGCAAACUUCUGCAAAAGCACAGCACCUCGUCCAUUACGUGAUGUAUCUGAAGAGACUUUGAUUGUUUUUUUUUUUACAGGAUCAUAAAGUCCAAGGACUGGUUAUUCAAUCGACUGCUUUUUCAGUCGGUUCCAUGCUGACUCGUGCUCAUGAUUCUAUUCAUAUUGUGUUUCCUUCUCAGUCAAACUUCGAAGUGGAACCAUAAUCUCAGCUAGUUUAGGUAAGAAUUUCCCUGUGUAGUUCACCAUUCCACUCAAGCUCUGCACAUACAUUUUUGCAUUGUGGCCUGGGCAUGUGUAGUUUUGGUCAUGGUUGCAAACUCUUGUAAUCCAUCCCGAAAAGGAUAUUGUCUUCUGCACCUGCAUCCACUUUGAAUUUAUGUAUUUUUCGUUGACUUUAAGUUACAGACUACAUUCUUUUAUGUGAUUUGAAUUUUCUAUUACUGUAUCUACACAGAAUUCCUCAUCAUCUUGGGUAACUGCAUCUGCCUUUCUUUAUAUCUCUGUAUCUUUAUACCGUGCAUAAUGAUUCAUUUUAUUGCAAUUCUUGCAAGUUUUCCCAUAUGCUGGACAUCGUCGCAGAGAAUGCUGUGUUGCCCAUCAGGGGUCCGCAGUGGAAUAUACCACCGCCACAGAAUGGGGGAGAAGAAGCCCGAACCACUGGACUUCGUGAAAGACUUUCAGGAGUACCUCACGCAGCAAACCCAGCACGUCAACAUGAUCUCGGGCUCCGUCAGCGGCGACAAGGAACCCGAGCCUCUCCAAGGAGCCGGUACAGAGAAUGACCAGAAUGGGCUGGACCACCCGUCAGUGGAGGUGUCCCUGGAGGACAGCUCGGGCAUGCUGGUGGACGGCUUUGAGAGGACCUACGACGGCAAGCUAAAGUGCCGGUAUUGCAACUACGCUAGCAAGGGCACGGCGCGCCUCAUCGAGCACAUCCGGAUACACACGGGUGAGAAGCCUCACCGCUGUCACCUGUGCCCCUUCGCCUCGGCCUACGAGCGCCACCUGGAGGCGCACAUGCGCUCGCACACGGGCGAGAAGCCCUACAAGUGUGAGCUGUGCUCCUUCCGCUGCAGCGACCGCAGCAACCUGUCUCACCACCGGCGGCGGCGACACAAGCUGCUGCCCAUGAAGGGGGCGCGCUCCGGCCUGUCCAACAAGAAGAUGCUCAGCGUCCUCCAGAAGAAGGCCAGCGGCCUGAGCUACAGCCGCCGCCUCCUCAUCAACUUCAGCCCGCCCUCCAUGGUGGUGCAGAAGCCGGACUACCUGAACGACUUCUCCCACGAGCUGCCGCACCUGCACCCCGAGGCCUACGAGGGUGUGGCCAAGGCACACAUAGGAGGUGGGACCGGCUCCCGAGACAGCCAUGACAUGAUGGUGGACAACCCACUGAAUCAGCUGUCUACUCUAGCAGGCCAGCUGGCCAGCCUUCCCCCAGAGGCCCAGGCCCCCGUGUCGCCCGACGGCCUGUCCUGCCGGGACGAGAAGCCCUUCCUCAUCCAGCAGCCCAGCGCCGGCGCAGCCCCGGUGGCCGUCCCCGCCAGCGUGGCCGCUGCCCGGGCCGCGUCCCCCACCACUCCCGAGCCGCGGCCGCCCGCACACCGGAAUUAUAGCCCCGUGGCGGGCCCCAGCAGCGAGCACAGCGCUCGCACCAGCACGCCCAGCGUCAGCAACAGCCAGCCCAGCACGCCGGCGCCCAACCUGCCCGCACAGGACCCCCAGCUGCUGCACAGCUGCCAGCAUUGUGACACUUACUUUGCAGACAACAUCCUCUACACCAUCCACAUGGGCUGCCACGGCUACGAGAACCCGUUCCAGUGCAAUAUCUGCGGCUGCAAGUGCAAAAACAAGUAUGACUUUGCGUGCCACUUUGCCAGAGGGCAGCACAAACAGUGACUCGUGGGGUGGGAGGCCAACUCAGACCAUCUUAAAUUAUUAUUUUUGUAAAUUUGGGACUUCCGCUUUUAUUUAGGAGUCUACCCAGGCAAUUAAAUAUUUCCUCUUUCUAUUUUACAAAGAUAUUUUACUAGGUGGUGUUUAUUAUUUUAUUACUAUUAUUAUUACUAUUAUUAUUAUUAUUAUUAUUAUUAUUAUUAGACAAGCUAUUGUUUAUGGGGACGGUAAUCACAAAAGCUGCAUGUCUGAAGCCCCACCCCCUAUGAGGUCAUAGAGGAAUGGCUGUUUUUUUUUUUUUUAAAUGGCUUCUCUUAAAGGGGACACAGUGCAGCCUUAGCGCACAAACAAUCCCCACACGCGCAUGUGUCGCUCCUUCCCGCCGUCGAGUAGGGAAGGCUCCGACAGAGCACACGACUGUUACUAUGGCUCCCGACACCUCGGGUGGUCUGCGAGGAAGGCCCGAUGCAGCACGUUCGGCCGAGAAGGCGUGAAGCGUUCUGCAUCGUCGUCCUUCCUCCGCAGAAGUUAAAGCUCCGGGAAAUCUUAUGGUGAUCCCAUUGGAUCCUGUGGAAUAGCCUUUCGGUGUAGCGUACAUCACAUACACCAUUAAUCUCGGGGUGCAGAUUCAUCUGGGUGGUAAAAUCCUUUUUCAGAGAGUCAAAAGACAGUGUGAAGGUUUGCAGAUGACGUUGACUGUCUCUGGAUGGAAAAUGGGGCGAAGUGAGUGUGUGUGUCACCCGCAUUUCCAAGCCAGACGAACUGACUCAGAGUCAGGGGUCGUACCUCAUAUCAGCACACUCCCGUUUCUCAAUGAGAUAAUCACCUCCGAUAAAACUCACUCACCUAAUCAGUAACCAGUAGCAUAGAGAUAUUUAUCCCCAACUGCACCUAAAGUAAGAGCUUGGUAGCCCCUGACUUCCUGCCAACCUCCCGCAUUAAGUGCUGUGUUCAUGGGCUACGCCGAUGAUUCGUCGUCGAACGAGCCAGCGUUUAGCUACGGAAGUGCUUUAGGCAGUGGGAGGAGCUUCAGGAGGCGUGUAAGAGUCUCCAGGGUCACAUGGUCGCAGCCGUGCUUUGGAGACGUUGGUUCUGGUGUCGGUCUCGAUCUGCGAUACCUCAGAGAGCACUGAAGGUGAUUGUUUAAGAUGUCCUGAGAACUAGAUCAGACUUAAUAAUUUCUGUUAACUUGUCAUAUGAUAGCUACGCAGGGGGUGUAAGUAAUGGAAAAUUAGCCUAAACAGAAAGAGAGAGUACAUGUUUGGAUAUAUGCUGUAGGUGCCGUCUAGAAUACCUAAUGAUUUUUGCAUUCACUGGUGCCAUUGUCACACUCAGUGUCCCUCUGACAUCACUAAAUGGAGACGGGUCCUUUACUGUGGACUGGCCUCAAGCUAUGACAUCACCGCGUCUCCCGUGCCGACAGCAAUCAGCAUACAUAUCACCUUGUGUCUGAAGUAACCCACCAUCUUAAAACUAGCCUCGCUACAUAAAACACAAACCAAGCCUUUUAAGAACUUGAAUUUUAACCGUUCCGUCACGUCAAGGCCAAAGUGUUCUAAUGAACCUUUUCAAAGUAUUUUUUUAGAUAGCAUAUUUUAAUAGCACUGUAGCAGUUUGAUGGACUCACCCCGUGUUCUUACAAAAAUCAGUGAUUUUUAACUAUCUGUGCGCCUCUUUUAAGUAUUGAAAUGAUUUGCACAUUUUCAGUGUGGCUGUCGUGAGUUCCUGUUCUGUACCUAGUCGUUUUUUUUGUUAGACGAUACGGAUGUGUGGAGUAAAUCUAUCCAUAGUGAUGUCCGUUGGUAGGUCCGUGUGUGAUGGGGUUUAUUAUUAUUAUCGUUUAGUUUAACGCCGCGUUCCACAAGGCCUUUUUCCGUACAGAUCUACGAAUCCCACCCCAUGUGAGUCUCGGUGGUCAAAUGGAAUCAUCCUGUUCAGCACUCAGAAUGUAGCAGGGAACUGAAAAUGCUUGAAUAGCAGCGGAGAUCUGACUGAGGUGUAACUGUCAAUGGGAAAAGCACAAAACCUUCAGUAGCGGGGGGGGGG